AUUGGACUUGCAGGUCGAGUCCUUCGGCUCUAUGCCCCCGCGUGAAAAGCUUGAAUUCAUCCUUGAGCAAGUCCGUCUCUGUCUUGCAAGAGGUGAUUACGACUUGGCCGCGAUCACUGCUCGCAAAAUUUCUACUAAACAGCUCGAAACUACUGAAACGACCGACCUUCGUCUCCGGUACUACGAGCUCGUCAUCCGCAUUGGAUUGCAUAAUGACGCCUACCUCGAUAUCGCAAAACACUAUCGUUCUGUUUCCCUGACAGACGCAUUACCAGCUCAGCACGUUCUUGAGACGCUCCAGAGCGCAAUCAUGUUCUUGAUUCUCGCUCCGUGGGACACCGAGUCCUCAUCCCUCCUUGCCUCCGUUCUUGACACGACUGACAUCGAGCGCCGCGCUCCUCUUUACGCUGAGCUGGGCCGUUGUUUCCUUCGCGGCGAGGUUAUGCGCUGGCCAUUGAUUGAGCAGGCUUACGGACCUACUCUCCGGGAGACUGCAGUCUUCGGAGCCGCUCCGGAUGGUAAGGGUGAUGCGCGCUGGGAUGUUCUGCGUGAACGUGUGACGGAGCAUAACAUCCGUACUCUCGCGAAGUACUAUACUCGCUUGAGUCUGCCCCGCCUGUCUACUCUUCUUGAUCUCCCUCCCGCAGCGGCCCUCGAUGCGCUUUCUCGUACGGUCACUAGUGCUUCAAGUCCGGUAUAUGCCAGAGUCGACCGACCGGCCGGCAUCGUUACUUUCGAGAAGAAGAAGGGCGGAAAUGAAGUUCUAAACGAAUGGAGUGCGAAUGUCAAGUCUUUAUUGUCUACAAUUGGACGGGUGGGGGAGUUGAUUGGAAAGGAAGAAGCGCUGGCGAGUGUGAGGAAGGCGAAGGCUGCGAAUGCUUAAUUCCAAAUC
Messenger RNA from Saitoella complicata NRRL Y-17804, 892 nucleotides. RefSeq lists its product as uncharacterized. NCBI's taxonomy places the organism in Eukaryota, Fungi, Ascomycota, Saitoellomycetes, Saitoellales, Saitoellaceae. Gene Ontology annotation, cellular component: proteasome regulatory particle, lid subcomplex; nuclear proteasome complex; cytoplasm. Bases 32 to 883 code for a protein of 283 amino acids. The record is from RefSeq and is a predicted model, not a curated record. The transcript has a single exon.